Centropristis striata (black sea bass) is the source of this 1739-nucleotide messenger RNA. RefSeq lists its product as uncharacterized. The coding region runs from base 478 to 1413 and encodes 311 amino acids. Gene Ontology annotation, biological process: interleukin-15-mediated signaling pathway; T cell activation; positive regulation of ERK1 and ERK2 cascade. The record is from RefSeq and is a predicted model, not a curated record. NCBI's taxonomy places the organism in Eukaryota, Metazoa, Chordata, Actinopteri, Perciformes, Serranidae. The transcript has 7 exons. Gene Ontology annotation, cellular component: membrane raft; external side of plasma membrane. Gene Ontology annotation, molecular function: protein tyrosine kinase binding; MHC class II protein binding.
ACUGAGGAUCACCUUGUUGCUCCAGCUGCAUCAAGACAGAAACUCUGCUGGGGGAGGAGUUUCUACAAUUCUACAAUGUCAUUUAGCAGAUGCUUUUAUCCAAAGUGACGUACAAAUGAGAGUUAAUACAACACAAGCAAGGAUGAAGUCAAGAAACAUAGCAAGAGUAACCUUCCACUUCCUCUGUCCAGCUCUUCUUUUUAUAACCGUGCAACUAAACAUGAUGUGUACUUGGAUGGUAAAGAGUCAUGUCGAAAUUGUGGCCAGUGUCGUAAUUCCAACAAACAUGACAACAGCAACAAACAAAACAAAGGCAACAGAUCACACUUUGAUAAGUGACAAUAAUAGACACAAUUCUGAAGAAGUCACUCAAUGACGAAGUUCACAGUUUGCCCACCACAGAAAAAAACCUUAAUAAAGCUCAAGAUCGGAGACGCAGAGCUCAGAGUGUGAAAAGCAGAGAGACGGAGAAGAACGAUGAAACGGAUCAACAUCUUGUUAUAUCUGAUUCUGGUGCUUCAGUUUACAGCAGCUGUAACUGGACAGCGUAACCCCUCCUUGACUGUCAGAGUUGGGGAUGACGUCACUUUGCCUUGUGAAAGUCUGAUAGAGGAUCAGAAUGACUGUGAGAGCACUACAUGGAUCUAUGUUCAUCCAAGAAGCAGAACAUUAGUAGCUCUGGUUAGAGGAGGUCAGCUUGUUGAAGCAGCCAGAGCUAAAUCAGACAGACUGAGUGUCUCAGACAAAUGUUCUCUGGUUAUAAAGAAGGUCACAGAGGACAAUGCUGGUUAUUAUUACUGCACACCGAUCAGAUCAGGACAAUAUCAAGAUUCUACGGUUGAUCUGUCUGUUGUUAAGUUGACUGAACAGAAAGACACUGAUGUGACAUUCAGAUGCUCCGUGAAUUCGUAUUAUCGAUGUUUCCACACAGUGAAGUGGCUGUUUCAGGGUCAAGCUGUGGAUAAAAACAACCCACAACUGAAGACAUCACAGUCUGACUACACUGAUGUAACCUUUCCUACUUCUCACUUUGGUUACACAUCAAGGUAUAACUCUUUUAAGUGUGAAGUGACUGAUCGUUCCAAUGGUGAGGUGAAGCUGUUUUCCUUCAGCCCUCCUCAGUCCUCAGGUGAGGACACAACAACAACAACAGCAGCAGCAACAACAGCAACAACAACAACAAGUGAAAUGCCACCAACAACUGGAAACAACCAACCGCAAAUCUCUCCAGCCCACUGGAGGUGGAUGGUGGUGUCUGUGGGUUUAGCAGCACUCAUCACAUCUGUUGUGGCGGUCAACAUCUGGAUAAGAACUAAAGAGAAGGAAACCCAGACAGAUGAACUCGCUGUGCGUUAUGAUGUAGAUGAUGACACAGUGAACUAUGAAAACAUCAGACCUGCUGAGGGAGUUUGACCAACACUUCUGCCUCCAUCACUCCACCGAUCAACAAAGAAACUAAACUUUUCUCACCAGCAGUCAGUUCAGAACUCAGCAGCUGGAUUUUAACUUCAUUUAUCAAUAAAUAAGAAUUUAACUCUUGUUAACUUCAUUAAAUCGUCUUCCAGCUGCAGAUUUCAGAGCUGACUUUAACAUUUACUGCUUGUUGUUGAAGCUGCAGAAGCUUGAGCUCAGUGUAAUGUGCAGAAUAUUCAUUUUAAUCUGCUUUUUAAGCAUUGCUGUUUUUGUAUUUGUUGUUAUUCAUUAGUGUGUGUUUGAAUCAGUUUUCAGCCUGAAUAGAG